This is a messenger RNA of Xiphophorus couchianus (Monterrey platyfish), 8252 nucleotides long. Its product is annotated as DNA (cytosine-5)-methyltransferase 3A-like. Gene Ontology annotation, cellular component: nucleus; cytoplasm. Lineage: Eukaryota; Metazoa; Chordata; Actinopteri; Cyprinodontiformes; Poeciliidae. Bases 796 to 3396 code for a protein of 866 amino acids. The record is from RefSeq and is a predicted model, not a curated record. Gene Ontology annotation, molecular function: methyltransferase activity. Gene Ontology annotation, biological process: negative regulation of DNA-templated transcription. The transcript has 24 exons.
AUAAAACAUUACAUUUUCAGCCCGUCACAAGUUAGCAACGGCCGACUCCUAACGUAAUAGCUCGCGCGCUCCGGAGCCGAACCGUUGGUUAGCAGAUGAUGUGAAGACGGGGAGAUUCGUACACAGGGCGAGUGAACUUGAAGAGGUUUUUUUUUCUUUACGAUGAGAGCAGCAUCGAAGCAACCGGGCGAUCUCGUUGCUGACGUUAAAGAUGUCCGGUGCGCAGCCCUUCUGUCCCUCCGCCUCUUCGUGUAACGUUAAACCGGAGCGCUGCGUCCUCCGCGGCCAACAGAUGCAGACAGACACAUCAGCGCGAGGAACUGUGCACGGAAGCUAGCGGGGAGUACCGGGAGCGCGCCUGUCCGGGGUUAACGGGUGCAUUCGGUGUGAAACGCGGCCCCCGUGUGUGUGUGCGUACCUGACCUACUAAUGGUGAUCGUCUCUACUCGCUAAGACACGUGUCUGUGACCGGCUGCCCGCCCUGCGCACAGCCCCGCCGGGAUUAGACCCGUUUUUAAAAGGCUGUCCGGUAAAGGCCGCCUGAGGUCGCUCCCAAUAUUAAUUGUCAUAAAGCUGUCCGCUCGUCAAGGUAACAGAAACUACGAUCACCGCACUUCCACAGUGGACUUUUAAAAUAAAAGCCAAGAGAGGGUAAGGCCAGAAAGAAAGAGAGACCUUCACCCCACCGACAGAUUGAAUGAAGCUGCACCUGGAGUUUCUGAGGACCCUCUCCAUGUUCUGAUCUGCUCGGUGUUUCUUCUUAAGAAAGUUGGUGUCACAGAGCCGCUUCCUGCCAUGCCGUCCAACAGUCCUGCCGCCGCCGAGCCGCCUCAGACUCCAGAGAAUGACACUUCCAACGACUUGAGUGAAGACAGAGCAGAUCAGGACAGUCCGGAGGAAGGAACGCCAGCGAGUCCGCACAACAAGCGCAGAGUCGGCCGGCCCAGCAGGAAACGCAAGCAGCUGCUUCCUGAGAUGGCGACCUCUGACCCCUGUGCAAAUGCCCCCCCCACUCCGCCAGAGGAGCCAGAGCCAAACCCUUCCUCACAGAAGAAACGAAGGCGCCGAAAACUAGACCAAUCUGAAAGGAAUAAAGACGAACCAGAUGAGAGAAACUGUGACUCCCCGAGAGAGGGAGAGACAGGGAGGCUCCGGAGGAGGCCGGUACCCAGAGUGACUUUCCAGGCUGGGGAUCCGUACUACAUCAGCAGGAGGCAGAAAGAAGAAUGGCUCAGCCGCUGGAAGAUGGAGGCAGAGCAGCGGGCAUACAGAGAGGCGGAGAUUAACAUGAUGGAUGACCUAUUAGAGUCCGGCUUUCAAAAAGAGGAGGAGCCAGCCAGCCCGACCCCGCCCCCUUCACAACAACACACAGAUCCGGCCUCUCCAACGGUUGCUGUGACUCCGGAUCCCGUUGCUAGGGGAGACCAGGCUAUACCCAGCGAGAUUGAGUACCAGGACGGGCGAGGUUUUGGCAUUGGAACGUUAGUGUUUGGGAAGCUGCGAGGUUUCUCCUGGUGGCCCGGCCGGAUCGUUUCCUGGUGGAUGAGCGGUCGGAGUCGAGCUGCAGAUGGGACUCGCUGGGUCAUGUGGUUCGGUGAUGGAAAAUUCUCCGUUGUUUGUGUGGAGAAGCUGAUGCCUCUGAGCUCCUUCUCAUCGGCUUUCCACCAGCCAACAUACAACAAGCAGUCCAUGUACCGAAAGGCCAUUUUUGAGGUUCUGCAGGUUGCAAGUGUGCGAGCGGGGAGACCAGUUUCCUCCUGUGAUGCGAGCGACGAGGCUGAAGGCGUGGAACUUCAGACCAGACAGAUGAUUGAGUGGGCCAUGACCGGCUUCCUGCCCAAUGGGCCACAGUCGCUGGAUCCUCCAGAAGAGGAGCAAAAUCAGUUUAAGGAAGGAUACCUAGAGAUGAUGCCAGAGCCGGAGGCAGCGUAUACACCACCACCUGCAAAGAAACCACGCAAAAACUCAGCAGAGAAAGCAAAAAUCAGAGAGGUGAUUGACGAAGGGACCAGAGAGAGACUCAUACAGGAAAUCAAAAAGAAAACAAGGAAUAUAGAUGAUAUCUGCAUCUCUUGCGGAAGCCUCAAUUUCUCUCUGGAGCAUCCUCUCUUCCUGGGAGCAAUGUGCCAGGGCUGCAAAAACUCGUUCCUCGAAUGCGCCUACCAGUAUGACGACGACGGCUACCAGUCCUACUGCACCAUCUGCUGUGGAGGGAGGGAAGUGCUCAUGUGCGGAAACAACAACUGCUGCAGGUGUUUCUGUGUGGAAUGUGUAGAUCUUCUGGUCGGCACCGGCUCAGCGGCAGCAGCAAUCAAAGAGGACCCUUGGAACUGCUACAUGUGCGGACCCAAGAGUAUGUACGGGUUACUACGGCGACGGGACGACUGGCCCAUCAGGCUACAGCACUUCUUCGCCAACAAUCAUGAGCAGGAGUUUGAACCUGCCAAAUUGUACCCUCCAGUUGCAGCAGAGAAGAGGAAACCAAUCAGAGUCCUCUCCCUGUUUGACGGCAUUGCCACAGGCCUGCUGGUGCUGAAAGAUUUAGGCAUCCAGGUGGACAAGUACGUCGCAUCGGAAGUGUGUGAAGACUCCAUCACUGUCGGAAUGGUUCGGCACCAGGGACGCAUCAUGUACGUUGGGGAUGUACGCAAUGUAACCCGCAAGCAUAUCGAAGAGUGGGGACCGUUUGACCUCGUAAUCGGAGGAAGUCCUUGUAACGACCUCUCCAUAGUCAAUCCUGCGAGGAAAGGCCUUUUUGAGGGCACUGGGCGGCUGUUUUUCGAGUUUUACCGUCUGCUCCACGAGGCGCGGCCCAAACCGGGUGACGAGCGGCCGUUCUUCUGGCUCUUUGAGAACGUGGUCGCCAUGGGAGUCAGCGACAAACGUGACAUCUCACGCUUUUUAGAGUGUAACCCGGUGAUGAUCGACGCCAAGGAAGUCUCUGCUGCCCACCGUGCUCGCUAUUUCUGGGGAAACCUGCCCGGCAUGUCCAGUAGACCUCUGACGCCGAUGGCAAACGACAAACUGGACCUUCAAGAGUGCCUGGAGCACGGCCGCACAGCUAAGUUUGAGAAGUUGCGUACCAUAACGACACGCUCCAACUCAGUGAAGCAGGGGAAAGACGAGCAUUUCCCCGUCUUCAUGGACAACAAGGAGGACAUCCUCUGGUGCACAGAAAUGGAAAGCGGUGAGGAUGGAGAGAAAGAAGAGAAGAAGAAAGAGACAGAAUCAGGACAGACAGGGGAAGGCAGCAGGGUGUUCGGUUUUCCCGUCCACUACACCGACGUGUCCAACAUGAGUCGUCUGGCGAGGCAAAGGCUGCUGGGUCGUUCCUGGAGCGUCCCCGUCAUCCGGCACCUCUUCGCCCCGCUCAAGGAGUACUUCGCCUGCAAUUAAUUACAAACCGACUCUCUCUCUCUCUUACACACACAAAGAGACACACAUGCUGGUAACUACAAACAGAAUACAGUUAGUACAUGAAGGUUGGCUGAUGCAGAAUGACAGACUGGACAAACACACAUAAAUCCUCACAAGUAAUGUCAAAGGACUGCUCCCCCAGAUCCUGUGUAGACCACUGGCUGACCUUAGUUCCCUGGUGCUACCCUGCUGAUUUAUACACACAAACACACAGCUGCAGGGUUUCUGUACUGUAACUCAUAUACAUAUACUUCCUGUCCAACCUUGAAACUGAUGUCUUCUGGCUUUACUGUGCCGCAAUAGCUGGGGUUAACCUCCAGGGGGCGCAAAAGUAACAAAGAUGCCCCAGCUUUAAGUUUUUAAUAUCUCUUAAUGCAUAAACACACCAAUGACUCCUUCUGCUGUAAUAUUUAACUGUAUUAACGCUUAGUAACAGUGGAAUGAACACAAAUACAUUAAAAAAACACACACAACAGUUAAUCCUCGUGGUGCUAGUCUGGUGGUGAUGGAGUCCAAACGGUGCCACUUAAACUCAACACUUCUACAGUUUUUGGUGCUCUUGGAGGCUCAACAGUCUCUGUUUUUUAGUUGUUGUUGUUGUUUUAGUCACUGAAUUGUUUUUAUUUCCCUGAGUUAAACUAAACAUGUUCAUUUAGCAAAAAAAAAAACAAAAAAAAGGUGUGAACUGUAAACAUUGGGACCAUACAUAGUGACUUUGUGUAUGAAAAAAGUGAGAAUAAAAUUUCUUUGAGGCAGAGCUUCUCUGAUUCUACAAAAACAUCUCCUUGGGUUAAUUUAUACCAGAAAAAUUUGUUUUAUGGUCUUCUGUUAGAGGACCAUAAAGCAAAUUAACAUCUUCCUAAAAUUCAAAACAUUAGGUAGAAGAUAAACUGUUCGUUCAUGCACACACUCAAAGAACUAAACUUGAUCUUUUUCAUGUUUUUGUAUUGCUAAUAAAAUAAGUAGAUACUGCGGAACUGCCUGCGAUGGAGUCAGGGCCAGGGUGAAGAAUAAAUAAAUAAAAUAAAAUAUUGAGAAUAAAGUCAUAAACUCAUGAGAAUAAAGUUGUAAUAUGAAAAGAUUUGGUCUUUUAAGCGUCUUGCAAAAUUACAAGACAUUUUUUGUUUUAAAAGUAAGGAGAUACUUAUACAACGUUAUUCUGGUAAUUUUAUGACUUUAUUUAUGUAUUACUUUGAUUUUCUUCUGGUGAUAUUACUCCUUUUAAAAUUUUAAGACUUUACUCUGGUAAUUUUACAUUAUUCUGGUAAUUUUAUCACUUUAUUCUUGUAAUAUUCUGACUUUGUUCUUAUUUUGCUGCAACUUUAUUCUGGUCAUUUUAUUUUUUAUUUUAUUUUUAUUAGCCUGGCCCUGUACUUUGUCGUAAUCACCAGAAUAAUGGAUAGAUUAUUGUUACUAAAAUAAUCAUUGGUGCAUUGCUAACUGGCCCAUAGUUUUGCAGUGAACAGUUCUGUUAGCAAGUAUGUUUGUGUAAUUCUCCAACCAGCGCCAUUAAAUGAGGUUUAAAGUCAUCAAUUUCUCCUUUCAGAACAGCUCUGCCUCCAAGAGAUUUUAAACUGAAACAGUAAAGGACUUUAGGAUUCAGUAUUGUUACUGCAGCAGCGUUUAGAUUACCCUCCUGUUAUGGUGCAGCUUCUCUCGUGCCUCAACUCCAGUCAUUGCUCAUUUUUCUUUCUGUCUGGUCAUCGAGUUAUCCAGGAGUUGUGCUCACAGAGAUCCACUUUGUGCUUUAGUUACGACACAGCAGCAUCCACGGAAAUCAGAGCCCGACUUUUACUCUAGACACUAUGCUGGUUUUCUACUUCCUGUGACUGAAACGGAUAACCCUGUGUAAAUAAAACACCUCUGUUGGGUGUUUAUUCUUCCUUAUAUUCGAAACACAAUGGAAUAAUCCCAGUUUCUUUCUGUUUUAACUGAGAUUAACAGAUCCGUGAAUUGAUGGGUGGAUUAUUUACACAGGGGUGUCUUUGGAGAAAACCUUUCAGUCUGGUGCUUGCGGUCGGCAGUCGACCCUCUUUUCCAGGAAGCCUUCCAGUCUGCUGAACCUUGUUCAGAUACCAGCUAACAACUGAACUCAUGCAGUCUUUUCGCGGACGCACACAUACACAAACUACAUGCACAGCCUCUCAAGUCAACCAGCAGGCUCGGCGUCUUUUCCAUCGCGUUUACUCUCCGUUUAUACAACCAACCUUCAGGUGCUUUUUAAACUCUUUAAGCUCUUUUUUACAGUGCGCUCACUUUCUGCAGAUCAAAAACAACACACAAUCAUCUGCCGGACACACAGUGGCCGGCUUUUCUGCUUCUUGUAAACAAAAAACAAACACAUGCAUACUGUGCUCUUUGCUGGUCGCCUGUUUUACGGUCAGGCUUCCCAGGCGCUGCAGGGUGAUUCUCCGCAUCGCUCGGUGCUCCCAACCCCUUCCCCUCCCAUCGCCGUCCCCCGCCCCCCAGGUGCUGCAUGUCAGUCAGUGUAAUCUCUGAUUCCAUGUUAGAUUAGGGAGUAUAAUUAUAAUAAUAAUAUGAUAAUAAUAAUUACAAUAAUAAUCUGUUAUUGUGUGUGUGUACUGUUCCAGGUUGGUGCUCAGUUCAGUUCAGUCUCGGCCUACAGAUUUAGGGGAGAGAGAGGCUAGAGAAAGCAUAUUUACAGUUAGUAUAGUGACUUGUGCUAUUGUACUCGAGAAUGCCAGGACAAAUAGUGGGAAAGAUGAGCUGUGCAAAAGUCUCAGACCAGAAAUGAGUUGAAACAAGCUAAAGAAAUAAAAUCAGAAGUCAACCAUGUGAAACAAGUGCUUUCCUGUCUCAUGAAAAGUCUACGGGUGUUUCCUCACCUGAAAGUCCAAUAGACUGUUUGAUUGGGGACCAAAAUUGCAACAUUUGUUACAUUUUUAGUUGAUGCGGUUCGCUUUCACUAGUUAAAAAAUCUGUUCCCCUCCUCGCCUGUAGUGGCGCUACACCAAGAACAACUGAAGGAAACAGCACAAAAUACCUCUGAAGAAGACACUGAGAGCAGCUUCCUUUUUCGUAAAAUGCAACCUAAAUUGGAGUAGCGUAUAAGACCACGACGCUUUUACUCAGCUAGUGCUGGACAAACGUUUGUUUCAGUUGUAUUUACCCAGAAUUCCCUGCGCUGUAGUUCACUUCCUGCUUUUGGAACUGUCUCCAGUCCACUUGGCUUUCAAACUGCACCAGAGCUCACUUCAACCAAACCGAGACCGGUUUUAGGCAGACAAAAGUUUGUUUAUUUUGGUCCGGUUUCACAUUCACAUCUCCCCAAACGAACCGGACGUUCUAGGCAAACGAACUCUAGUUCAAUUAAAGCAGACUAAAUAGGACUGGCGUGAAUGCACCCUAAAACAAAAAUAAAUCAAUCUUAUUUAAGUUGCAAUUAACUGAAUUAAGAGUUAAUUCCAACUCUUAUUUAAGUUGGAAUAAGAAGUGUUUAUGGCAUCACUUAAUUUUUUAGAACAAUUUAAGAGUAUACUAAAAUUUUAAUCCCAACAAACAUAAAUACUUUCUGUUUGUAGUUGAAUUAAGUAAAAACUUCAAAAUAGGCCAAUUAGAAAAUGACAUAUUGAACAAACAUUGAACUGUUUUUAUGUAUUUUUAACGUACCUUGCAGUACUUUACUGCAGCUCACAGGGAAGGAGUCGUCAAUCAGAAGCAGACUGGGAGUAAUCUGAAAGAUAACACUUUAUUUUAGACUCAGGAAGCACAAAUAUGUCAACAAUUUAUUCAUCUAACCUUAAGAGCUAUCAUGAUUAUUUUCAUAUUUUUUCUAAUAUGUCAUAAUUGUAUUAAAUGAAAGGACAGAUUAAAUUUUAGGUUGCUAUCCAUUCAUCAAAUUUAAAGUAAAAAAAAAAAAUACUAUCACUUAACAUCAAAUUUAGAGUGAUUACUGUGUUUUUCAGUCAUUGCCAAGUCCUCUAGUUAUCAAGAAUUUCUAUUAUUUAACUUUAACAAUUUUGUUUGCAAAAAAAAGAGUUAAUUUUAUAUAAAUUCUGCCUUGUGUUCUCAAUGUAGAGAAAUGUAACUUUAAAAAUAAGGCUUUUCUUUCUUUUUUUAUUAUUAGUUUUUGCUGUUGACCAUGUGAUAACUUCUUGUAGCUUCAUUUGUUAAGGAUAAUUGAAACCACAUGCUGAUGAUUAAAAGGAAUAUCUAAAAUCUUAAGAAGUAAAAUAGUAGUUAAAUCUUUCUUUAACAUCCUUUUUGACAAAUAAAUAAGUUUUCCACAUAAUGAGAUGCAACAAAAACCAAAAAGUACAUUCUGGUUCGCUAAAAACCCCCCAAAAAAAGUUUCAACACAUUUCUGUCUGAGAGCACAGGACGGUAAAAGUGAUUAGGAACCCAGUCGCUCUUUCUAAACGAUGGGUGACGCGGUGAUGAUGUUUCUGUUCGCCUAUCGACAGCUUGUAGGCUGAGUGAUGCGCUGUUUUCAACACAUACACUUUGCAAACAAACACAUUAGAAACACUUUGUUCAACAGAGCGACGUUCGCUCAGACACAUGCAACACCUACAAAUACAACGCUGCGGCGCAUGCAGACACUCAUCUCAUGGACUAAAUGAAAGAUGAGGAGCUUUUAGGAAAAGGAAGACCUGUUGGUGUUUCAAAAGGUGCUAAAAUUUUAUCAGAAAAAUAUAUUGUUAGGAGUAAAAUCAAAUUGGUCUUUACUAUGACUGUAUUUAAGUUGUAGUUGUAGAAAGACACUCUUAUGAUUUUACUCUUGUAUGAAUAUAAACUAAUUAAAAAGGAAUUUUAACUUUGUACUUGAACUAUGUAAAAUAUAUGUGAAUAAAAAAAACGACUGUUUCUUGUGA